AUGGGGAACAGCCGUCGCCAGUCGGCGCUGACCAAGUCCAUCCAGGCUGGGUUACUACGCGACCCUGAUCGCUUCAAGAAAACAGCCUGGGGACAUUUCAUUGCAUUUUUCACACUCUACCGAAUCAAACUCAUUCGAUUCGAAGAAGACCUUUUGCGAAACUUCGGCGAGAAAUUUGGCACUUCAACGAAAAUGACUACCAGGCCAGCUUCCGCACAACGAACAUUCUUCGGUACUCUGGACGGUCACUAUGUGAUCAAAAGCCUUCCACGUCACUUCGAGUACACCUUCUUCCAGACCGAUCUCCUCGAGCCAUACUAUGACUAUAUGCGCGACCAUCCAGAUGCCGUGCUUGUUUGGAUAACAGACUACCUCAUCUCUCCAUAUGUGACGCUCGGUACUAUCUUUGGCUGCACCCCUGCGCAUCACAUCAUCAUGGAAAACAUCCUCUGUGGGAAGGCCGACGAUCCUGUGGGCGAACAAUGGGAGACCUACGAUCUCAAACCAAUCGAUUAUUUCUAUCCAGAGCGCGACUUGCUACCCGCACCUCUGGUCAGUGAGGCUACCUUGAGCAAACUAGCGGAUACAUUCAAUGAUAAGCUACAUCUGUGGAGGAAGGACUACGAAAAGUUUAUACAGGCUAUGAAGGAGGACACAAAGUUUCUGAAGGAUGCAAAUGCAGUUGACUACUCCCUAUUCAUGGUGCGGAUACCAGCGAGCUCAAGUCCAGAGGUGCUCGGGAGAAAAAGUCCUUGGCGAGUGGGCUUGCCCUCAGCAGAUGGCAGAUGGAAAUACCGAGCUGUGAUACUGGAUUUCUUCUGGGCUAAACAUAAGUUACAUGCUCAGGCCUUGUCAGGCGUGGUCCAGACCUUCAAUGUUAUCGGCCGGAAAGGGCACAUGUCUAUUACAACCACAGCGACUGAUUAUCGGGAGAAAUUCUUGGCAAUGGUGCAGGAAAUGAUUGAAAUUCACUGA
This is a messenger RNA of Penicillium daleae, 975 nucleotides long. RefSeq names its product phosphatidylinositol phosphate kinase family protein. The coding region runs from base 1 to 975 and encodes 324 amino acids. Lineage: Eukaryota; Fungi; Ascomycota; Eurotiomycetes; Eurotiales; Aspergillaceae. Gene Ontology annotation, molecular function: phosphatidylinositol kinase activity. Gene Ontology annotation, biological process: phosphatidylinositol metabolic process. The transcript is spliced from 2 exons. The record is from RefSeq and is a predicted model, not a curated record.